AGCUCUUUUCUGAGAUACGGCGUUACCAUGGCAUACGUGUAUGGUUUUUCAGGUGUAUCAUGCUGCAUUAUCUCCUAUGAGUCAACAGUGUGUCUGUGGACUGAUAAAGUGUGGCGAUGGCAGGCUGGGCAGUAUUGAUUUACAGAGCCAUUAGACUAAUGGUUGACCGAACAGCCCACCAACAGCAUGGCAGCAGCACCAGCGGGUGGCCCCCAACCAGCAGAACUCUUGAGAGACACGGGAAGGAACCUCAGCAGGAUUUCUGUUUGCACCGUUUCAACAAGGGUUUAGAGGAUCAUAUCUGAUGAGAUCGACAUCUCUCAGGGCCUAAAAGAGAACAAGCUUGUGUAUGCAUUCCACUGCCAGAAAGCCGUCACUCCCAGCUUGCUGCCAUCUAAAUGGCCUACGCCAUCAUUGCCAACGUGUCGGAGAAGUGGCUGGACGGCAUGGAGGGCGAGCGCAUGGAGCUCUUCCUCAUCCCCGCUGUGCUGUUGACCCUGGGCACGCUGCUGCUGGACCCCCUGCUGGUGACCUGCAUCCUGUGGUCGCCGGCGCUGCGGCAGGAGACCCGCUACCUGCUGCUGGCCAACACGCUGGCGGCCGACGUGGCCUUCGCCUGCGUCAACAUGGCCAUGUUGACAUGCGCGGUGCUGCGCGUGGCCUUGCUGCGCGUGGCCUGCGAGGUGGCGCUGUCCGCCACCGUCACGGCCUACUGCUGUGCCGUGCUGGGCGUCACCUCCAUGGUGGUGGACACGUACGUGGCCGUGCGCUGGCCACUGCACUACGACAGCCUCCUGACGCCGACGCGCGCCCGCAAGAUCUCGGCGGCCCUCUGGCUGCUGGCCGCCUUGUACCCGCUCUCGCUGGUCAUCAUCCUGGAGCUGCUGGAGGACAACGCGCCCCGUCAGCUGCCCCUCUGCCUGGUGCUCAUCACCGUGGGCGCGCUGGGCAAGGAGAUGAUGGUGGGCGUGCACAUGUACUUCACCAUCGGCGCCGCGCUCUGCUUCCUGCUCAUCGUCUACUGCUACGCGCGGCUCUUCGCCGUCACGCGCCACUCGGGCAUCUGGCACCAGCGUUACUCGCGCGCGCGCCUCACGAUGCUGGCGCACGGCACGCUGCUGCUGCUCUACUUCGUGCCGGGCCUGGUGUUCAUCGUGGAGCUGGCGCUGUUCGAGAGGCACCAGAUGGAGGGCCAGGCCAGCGUGUGGGUGAACAUGGUCAACAUGAGCGUGUUCAUGCUGCUGCCGCGGGCCUGCGCUCCGCUCCUCUACGGCCUGCGCUACCGCGAGAUCUACACCAUGCUCAAGCAGUUGCUGUUCAAGAGGCGCCAGCUUAGCCAGGCCCAUCCUGAUCCUGUAACGGUGAAAACAACACUUGUGUCCAUUUGCACUCUUCAUAGAUGUUUACUUAAGCAUGUGUCUCCCAGGAGACACCAAGAUGCAGCUCUGUUCAAUCAAUCCCUGCUGUCCUACUGUCACCUGAAAAUCUAAGCUUUAGUGUGUGUCUGCCCAGCCAACUGAAGCAGUCGUGUUUCCACCGGUCAGUCGCAAGCUGCAAGCACAGGAUGUGAGAAUGGGCGCUCCAGCUCCGAGCAGCGUAAUGUCCAUGUCUACAAUAGAGGA
Messenger RNA from Alosa sapidissima (American shad), 1622 nucleotides. Its product is annotated as probable G-protein coupled receptor 148. Lineage: Eukaryota; Metazoa; Chordata; Actinopteri; Clupeiformes; Clupeidae. Gene Ontology annotation, cellular component: membrane. Gene Ontology annotation, molecular function: G protein-coupled receptor activity. The coding region runs from base 399 to 1490 and encodes 363 amino acids. The record is from RefSeq and is a predicted model, not a curated record. Gene Ontology annotation, biological process: G protein-coupled receptor signaling pathway. The transcript is spliced from 3 exons.